Messenger RNA from Sphaerodactylus townsendi, 1014 nucleotides. RefSeq names its product leukotriene B4 receptor 1-like. Gene Ontology annotation, cellular component: membrane. The record is from RefSeq and is a predicted model, not a curated record. Gene Ontology annotation, molecular function: G protein-coupled receptor activity. Lineage: Eukaryota; Metazoa; Chordata; Lepidosauria; Squamata; Sphaerodactylidae. Gene Ontology annotation, biological process: G protein-coupled receptor signaling pathway. The transcript has a single exon. Bases 1 to 1014 code for a protein of 337 amino acids.
AUGGCCCUCUACAAUACCUCAGAGCUGGAAAGGAACAGCACAGUGACAGAGGAGGAGCGUGAGUCCAUCUCUGUGUUCCCAAGUAUGUUCCUCCUUGUUUGCUUCCUGAUUGGAGUCCCUGGGAACGGCUUUGUGGUCUGGACUAUUCUGACCAAGUUCUUCAAGCGUUCCUUGACCCUUCUUCUCAUCCUGAACUUGGCUGUCACAGACUUAAUUGUCAUGAGCACUGUACCAUUCUGGAUGUACUCUUUCCUCUACGGCUGGGUCUUUGGAGAUGUGUUUUGCAGAGUCCUCAAGUUCCUUGUCUACUUGACCAUCUACGCCAGCAUCUUCUUAAUCACGCUGAUGAGCCUCCAUCGUUUUGCCGUCGUGAUCUUCCCAUUUGCUUCCCAAAAGUUGUGGCGGCCGCGGGCAGUGCACUGUGCGUUGCUGAUGCUCUGGCUGGCUGCCUGUCUUUUUGGAAGUCCAAUUCUGAUUGUGUCCUCGAAACCCAAGAAGGAAGGAAUCUGCACAGAUGAAAUGUACUACACGGAUCAACAGCGAAUAACGGUGAACUUUGUGGAGACUCUGUUUGGCUUUGUGAUCCCGUUCACCGUGAUGGCUGUCUGCUACUCCUGUGUCUUGAAAAGGCUUCGGAUGCUGAAGAGCCAUAAGAAAAUGAAAACCGGGAAGCUAAUUGCAGCUGUGGUCCUCUCUUUCUUCGUGUGUUGGCUCCCUUACCACGUCUUCAACAUCCUCAUAAGUGCAGCACUGAUGCUGAAAACGGAACGCCCGGAGACGGCAAAAACCUUGCUAGGAGUGACCAAAGUGGCAACGAACAUCCACGGGGCUGUAGCCUUUGUCAGCAGCUGUCUGAACCCGAUCCUGUACGCCUUUGCCGCGCGGAGCUUUCGUGGAGGGCUCCGGGAGACCAAUUUUGCCAAGUUGUUCGCGAAAAUUCACGAAGACUCCGAAGAAAAAUCUGCCUUGGAGAAGUCUACAGGGGACAGUGGUCUUUCAACGGAGAAGUUGUAG